Molecule: messenger RNA, 1447 nt
Organism: Cololabis saira (Pacific saury)
Lineage: Eukaryota; Metazoa; Chordata; Actinopteri; Beloniformes; Belonidae
Gene: rgs19
Product: regulator of G protein signaling 19
Exons: 6
Coding region: 370-1053 (227 amino acids)
Source: RefSeq, a predicted model, not a curated record
UGAUCCUGGUUCCUCUCUCUCCCUGACUGUCAGUCUCUGUAAGUGUCUCUCUACCACGCUCUCUAUGGGAAAACCCCGAGCAGGAGAAGAGCAGCACACGGGGAGAAAAGGAGGAGGACACCUUCGUCUUCCCAUGGAUCUACACACCGAGAUUUUUUAAGAAAGAAAACAAAAAAGAAAAAGCGCCCCAGCCUGCUGGCGCAGCGGCAGAGGAGGAACAGCCCACACGGAUGUGCCUGCGAGAAUCCGCUCCGCUCCGGACACAUCCAUGCCCACACUAGGUCCGAGGCAGAAGGGGGGAUGACAUGCAUAUGUCCGGCCUGUUAACAUCAUUGACGACUUGCACGCUAACAGACUGCCCCUCACGACAUGGCGGAUGUACUGUACACAGGUCCGAUCCCGGCCCUGCAGGUGGGGAGGGGUCACAACCAAACCUCCGCUCUGACUGGGAUGAGAGCUGGGCGGGACAUGACCACUAUCCACCAUUCCCACCGGCCCAAUCCCUGCUGCCUCUGCUGGUGUUGCUGUUGCAGCUGCUCAUGGAAUGAAGAGGAACGACGGAGGCAGAGGAGGAGAAAAAGAAUAUCACAAGAAACCAAGAUGGAGCUCAUACUAAACUAUGAAGUUUGCACCAAACCGUCAGCGGAGGAGAUCCGGUUGUGGUCUCAGUCAUUCGACAAGUUGAUGAGGAACCCUGCAGGUCGAAAUGUUUUCCGAGAGUUCCUGCAGACGGAGUACAGCGAAGAGAACAUGUUAUUCUGGCUGGCCUGUGAAGACCUCAAGCAAGAAAUCAACAAGAAUGACAUUAAGGAAAAAGCCUGUUUGAUCUACGAAGACUACAUUUCUAUACUGUCACCGAAAGAGGUGAGUCUGGAUUCCCGGGUUCGAGAGGUGAUCAACAGGAAGAUGCAGGACCCGACGUCUCACACCUUUGAAGACGCUCAGCUGCAGAUCUACACGUUGAUGCACAGGGACUCCUACCCACGAUUCUUAUCCUCCAACAUCUACAAGUCACUCGUUCAUGGCGUAUCGCGUACUUCCUCUGAAUCCUAGUCCACUAGCAGCUCCUCCUCCUCCUCCUCCUCCUCCUCCUCCUCCUCCUCCUAACUGGACUGAGCAGUUCAUCUCUUCUCCCAUCACUCGUCCAGAGCUUUCUAAAAAUAAUCACGUUAUUGUUUCUUCAGUUGCCUUCUUCAUUACUUCUUUUUUUACUUUAAGCAUAUUAUUUAUUUUCCCCCUUUUUUAAGACCAUAAAAAUGACCCUGAAGAUCUAUCUUGGUAAAAGAAAAUCAUCACAUCGUCAAUUUCAGUUAAUGUAUAAGUACAUACCGGUACAGUAGUAUAAUGUUUACAGGACUGUCUCAGAAAAUCAGAAUAUUGUGAUUUUCUGUAAUGCAAUUACAAAAACAAAAAUGUCAUACAUUAAUUACAAUUCAACUGAAAUAUU